AUGCGCUCUUUCCUUACGACGGCCGUGUGCCUUACACUCGUUUCUUGCUCUGCCGCUCGAGUCACGGCGCCACACUCAUACCGCGAUCUGCUAGGACAGGAGGAACACAAGCCUAAGGUUCACCAGGAGGAGAACGCAUUCGUCAAAUGGUUCAAAGGCCUGUUCGCGCAACGAGCUGCGGAACCGACAACGACAAGCGUGGACAGCACCUGCUAUGAGGAUGCCUACUUUGAAUUCGCCGGCGAUCUAGGACAGGACUUCUGCCAGGACUACAUGAACUACCCCAACGUGACUUUCACCAUUGAUUUCACCCCCGUCAGCACCCUCACCACAGCUUACACCACCCGGGUUUCCACCACAACGUCGCUUACACGAGUGACUCCAACAUCGACAGUCACUGUGACCGUUCGUGCCAGCACCUCGACAGUUGAUAAUGCUCCCGGCGUCACUGCGAGGGCUCUCCGUCAAAAGAUGACUUUCGACGACGCCGUCGAGGAGUUCAAUCCCAGGUAUCGCCGGCAGGAAGAUAGCACUCCUAACAGCAGCUCUUCCAUGAGAGCGGCAUUCUCUAGUGCUUGCUCCUGCCAGGACUUCGCACACCCAACAGUCACUGUUACGUACACAAACGAUCCAACAGUCGAGACUCUCUCCGCCUUUGAAAGAACAACGACCACUGUUCAAACGACGAGGACUGCUGCAGCCAGAGAAGUGACCACGACAGCUACAGAGGCUGCCUCCACUCCCUCUACUACCCAAGCCACGACGUCUGGGUCUCCAACCUCUGGAGUCGCCCCGGCUGAAGACAGCUCAAGCACUGAAGUCACUACAUCGACUGAUUCUGACUCUGGCUCUGCGGCCACCUCGUCUGGUGGUGCUCCCACCCCAACCGCUGCGCCAUUCACCUGCCCAGAGGAUGACAACACUUCGAUCAGCGAGAUGGUGGGCAAUGAGCGCUUCGACUACCUCGUCCGCUGCGACACUGUGCUUAUGGACUCGGACCUUGGCGGGACCGCUUUCGAAUUUUCUGACCUUCAGCAAUGCGUUGGCGCCUGUUCAAUCGCCAAUGCCAACUUCGACGACCCGGUCUGCCAAGGUGUAUCAUUCUUUGCCCAGGAAACCAGUGAUACCGGCAACUGCUUCUUGAAGACCUCAGCCAACCUCACUGUGGCGGCUCCCGGCAUUGACAGUGCUUUCUUGCUGCGCAUCGCCGUUGGCAUCGACAACUCAUCUGCCACGAGCACCGAAGCUGCACCCUUCAACGGCGCUAGCACUUCGCGCGAUCCAGCACAGGUCAGCUCCAUGAUGUCUUCGAUGUUCAGCAACAGCUCCUCUAACAUGCCUGUCAUCACACCAAGACCAUUCGUCCCGAGCGGCAUGAUGGCAAAUCCUCCAUACACGGCAUACUCUACUUUCGUCUCGGAGGGCUCAACAUUCUCGACUGGGACUGGCUACACUUCUGCUACGACUUUUGCAAAUGGCAGCUGGGUUUCCUCUUACUUCACCUCCUUCACGGUCGCCUAUGAGGUCUCUACAGCCAUUUACGGCGCAUCAGCUGGCGGCUACCAGUUGACCAACUCUUCGAACACGCAGACCGAGCAGUUCAGUGGUGCCAAUGGUGGCAGCAACCAAACCAUAACGACCAACAGCACGUCCUUUUACCCAGGAGGGUACAACGUGACCACAGUGGUCACCAAUCUGGGCUUUGACGCUAACGGCACCGAGGUCUACUCGACGGCCACCACGUAUUACUCCAGCUAUCAGACUGCAGGCGCAUCCAGUGGGAGCGUCAGCAGCUCCGUGGCAGGUUCGCCAGCUUCUGCAAGCGCCGAUCUGUCUACUUCAGCCUUUUCAACCGUGGUAGUCAGCUCAGGAGGUACCGGCGGUGCCUACUCCACUGUCACUUCCGGAGGACCUACGCCAACUGCUUACUCGUCGGCCACAACAAUCGUCAACACCUACGGAACAGCGUACAGCUCUGGAUACGUCGUCUCAGGAGUCGUCGCUAGUUCUGGUUUCGGCGGCGAAGCAAGUGGUGUUGGUUCCGGCGCCCCAGCUUCGACUCAAACGAGCUUGGUGACCGAAAUCAUCAAUUCUGGCGGCACUCAGGGCGCUUCGAGUGGAUUUACAGCUGGCGGGCCUUCCAGCACACCUUCGAUGAGUAUCGAGACCAUCAUCAUCGGCUCGGGCGGGACACAAGGCGCUUCGAGUGGGUUCGGCAGCGGUGCUCCAGCCUCGACUGGCACACUCCCGAUCACUGUCAUCGUGAGCUCUUUCGGCACGCAGGGAGCCUCGAGUGGAUUUGGCGCAGGCGGACCGAGUGGCACUGGCACCGCACCUACAACUCCGAUGUCUGCUGCUGUCAGUUCGUAUGGCACUCAAGGAGCUUCAAGCGGAUUUGGCGCUGGCGGACCAAGUGGCACUUCCCCAAACACCCCGAUUUCCGUGAUUGUCAGUACCGGCGGCACACAAGGCGCAAGCAGCGACAUGAUAUCUGGAGGACCUUCGCCAUCAUCGACAGGAGAUUUCUCGAACACUGGUCCGCCGCGGAGCCCAUUCCCAAGCAGUGGCAGCACUGGAAUCGAAGCCGCACCAUCAAACGCGACUACUUCCCCCGCUGGAACUGCUGAGAGCACGCUUCCUUUGUUCCCUUCGACAGGCGCUUACAUUGCUCCUUCGCCAACGGCUCCAGCAGGCACGGCUCCACUGAGCUCUGCUUCUGGCGACUUUUCGAACACUGCUCCGCCGCGCAGCCCAUACCCAAGCACUGGAGUUGCACCCUCAGGGACUGCUCCAGGCACUUCGCCGAGUGGCUCGAUGCCGUCUGCUUCAAUGCCGUCUGCUUCAAUGCCCUCCGGUACGAUGCCAUCUGGAACCGCGCCACUGAGCUCCGCUUCUGGAGCAUUCUCCAACACCGGCCCGCCACGCAGUCCUUUCCCAAGCAGCGGCACAAUGCCAGGAACAGCCUCAGCGAGUGAGAGUGAGAGCACCUCCAUUCCAUUCCUUACGAAUACAAGCGGCGGAUACACCGGCUUCUUGCCACCAGGCACCGCAGCCACUCCAUCUGGUACUAUGCCAAUGCAGUCAAGCACAGGCAGCUUCGGCGCACCGACCGACAGUAGAAGCCCCUUCCCAAGCUCAGGCACUGCGCCUCUGAACACCGCGCUACUGGGAACAGCAUCUGGUCCGAUGCCUUCAGGAACUUCGCCACCACACCCGCCUUACGGCUUUGCACCCCCAGGCUUGACGACCGCACCGAUGGCGACGGGGACGAGCCCAAGCAAUUCUACGUAUCCAGUCGUCGUGGGCCCUACGGCCGGCCCCUCAACCUGCAAUAAUGGCACCAUGGGCACGACGACAGUCUUCAUCGAGACCACUGUCUAUGGUUGCUACUCCACCUGCCCGCCCGCGGCAUGGGGAGGCUAUGGCGGAGGGCCUCAGGCCUUUGGUCCAGCGGAGACGAGCACGACAAUUUCGUGA
This is a messenger RNA of Saxophila tyrrhenica, 3477 nucleotides long. RefSeq lists its product as uncharacterized. The transcript is spliced from 3 exons. The record is from RefSeq and is a predicted model, not a curated record. Bases 1 to 3477 code for a protein of 1158 amino acids. NCBI's taxonomy places the organism in Eukaryota, Fungi, Ascomycota, Dothideomycetes, Mycosphaerellales, Extremaceae.